Trichomonas vaginalis G3 is the source of this 552-nucleotide messenger RNA. RefSeq names its product integrase core domain containing protein family. NCBI's taxonomy places the organism in Eukaryota, Parabasalia, Trichomonadida, Trichomonadidae. The transcript has a single exon. The record is from RefSeq and is a predicted model, not a curated record. Bases 1 to 552 code for a protein of 183 amino acids.
AUGAAACACUUUCUCGAAGUAUAUAAUUCCUCAACACAUUCUACAACAGGACAUACACCAAAUUCAAUGACACAACAACAAGAAGAAAAGUAUAUACAAAAGAAACGAAGUCAAACACAAAAUAUCAGAAAUUCAAAACAAUUUACACUCAUUCCUGGUACAAAAGUUCGUGUAGUUCUUGACGACAAACCAUUGACAAAGAAACGUUUAAGGUUAAGUCGAAAUUAUUAUAUCGUAGACUCUACACAAGGUAAUGGAUAUCUUAUAAAAGCUGCUGACGACUCCAUAGCAUUUUACCCUCGUCAUAAAUUAGUUGAAAGUAGUAAUGGCAAACUUGCUGAAACCAUUGACGAAGCAAAGCGAGGAGUGGUUAUUGAAAUACUUGGCUACAACAUAAACGAUGACACUUAUAAAGUAAGAUAUGAAGGAGGCGUUGAAGAUGUUAUACCAUCUAAGAACUUGAGAGAGUCGAAGCCAACACAUCUGGGACCAUUAGAGCGGGAGUAUUGGAAAGACAAAAAUAUGCCAGAAAGAAUAAGAAAAUUCAUCUAA